UCGUACUCGUUUUCGAAUAAUCUGUUUAUUGAGAUCUGAUAAAACAAUUUUAAUUCAUAGCUAAAAUGCUUCGGCCUUUUUCUGGAUUACUGAAAGUAAUGAACAUGAUAAUCAAUGUUCGGUUCCCGGUCGGCAGGAGGAGGCUGUCGCUUUCCCAUAACAGUAGACAAGCAGGAGGCUGGAAGAACACAGCAAGCCAGCUUGCAUCAGGAAGUGUACAAGUCGGCGUUCCGAGUGUAACCCUUCUUCAGCACUCAGGACUUUUUGCCGCUUUCCUAUAACAGGCACCGGAAAGGACAGGCGGGGUCCUAUCCGACAGGGUCCUUGAGCUGUCACCAUGGUGAUGGGUCAUACACAGGCAGACUGCGAUCUAGCAUCGCUCGGUUAACCAUGUUCACCGAUAUUGGCGGCUGCGAGAAAACGCAGGGUCUCUCGAGCCAAGGAGGAACAACAAGAAAAUUGAAUGCAAAUGCCCCUCCCUGUCUGACAUAUCGGCUACAAGGGAGCAAUUUAAAAUACCAUCUUCCACAGAAACAAUUAUUGCCAAGUGUUGAAAAGAAUGAUGGAUACCUGUCCAACUGGCCUGGAUAUGUGGGUGGAGAGAUUGUUCAACAAAAACAAGCAUUUCAACCAUCAAAUGUCAAUAGAUUCCAUGGAUUUGAUAUUACAAAUGUGAACAAUGCCCCCAAACCUCGAUUCUUGCAACAGCUGGAAACACACCUGAGGAAAGAACUCCAAGUCUUGGACCUAAGUGGGCCCAACGCUCAGGAAGUAACUCUACAAGCUUAUCGUGAGGUUUUUGAAUAUUUCAUCGAGGAUUUAAAAACCUACAAACCAUUGCUUUCAGCCAUAAAGAAUGAAUAUGAAAUUACCAUAGCUCAUCUGCGAAACCGAAUCCGUGAGUUGGAGCCUUUGAAAAGCUUGCUGGUUGCCACAUCAGAGACCUGCGAACAGAGGAUUAUUGCUCUACAAGAAGAGGAAAGAUUUGAAGUUCAAUCACUAAAGAGUGAAAAAAUAGAGUUACUGGACAAAAUUGAUUAUUUACUGAGGGUGCAAGAUUCCCUAGUGACUCAGGUCAGAAAACUUCAGGAAGAAUUGGCAGCUGAAUAUGAACGGUAUCGAGAGCAACGUGAUGCACGUAAACUUCUGAUUUCAGAUAUGAAUAAUCUCCGUUAUCAGCAAGAAAAGUCAAAAGAUUCUCAUACAGAAGAAGCUGAAGCAGUUGAGGACACAGUAAAGCUGAAGCUGGCUCUAAAGGUGGCUCGUGAAGACCUCAAGGCACUGCAAGUGGAGCUAAAUGCAAUGAAGGCAGAGUAUGGGGAUGUGAUUCCCAGAAGGGAUUUUGAGGCUUUGGAUAAGAACUAUAAUGAGCUGAGUGAAAAGAAUGAAAGCCUCCAGAAGCAAUAUUUUCAGAUGAAACAGGAGUAUACCACUCUGUUAGAAAUUAACAAGCAUAUCACUCUUGAACGAGACAAGCUGAGUGCAGAAGUUGAAGUAUUCAAAACUGAAAUGGCAGGUGGCCUCUCGUUAAGUCAGUUGGAAAAUAGUCCAAUUGAAGCUGAUGAAGACUACUUUGAGGGACUGGGUACUGGAGAAGAUGUUAUUGCAUAUCUGCGUCAUGAUGGUCUAAUCAAGAAUGUGAAUUUAGCCAAGGAAAGCAUAACCAAAGUUCUUAAAGAAGUCUGGAAAGAAAAGAUGGCAGCAGAUCUCCAGAGUGGGACAAGGUCCAGCCUUCCUGAGUUUUUCCAUAACUUCCUCCAGAAGAAGUAUGGAGACUCUGCCUUGCUAUGGGCCUACAACAUUUAUUAUGGCUGCAGGAACCAUCAGAAAGAUGAAUUCAUCAGUUUGUUUUUCAGUAUUCUCAAUGGAAUUGUAGAUGAAAGUGUAUAUCAUGGGCAGAUUGAACAUAUUGCACAUGUACUGGAACAACUGAAUCAUUCUGACACCUCCAGAAAGGGAAUUCUUUCUAAACAGGAAUUCAGUCAAACUUUGAAGACAGCCCUCCCUAAUAAGAAUGAAAAGUACAUACAAGAACUAAUUGUUGCUGCAACGACCCAACUUGGAGAUGAGAAAAAAAUUAAAUAUAAUACCUUAUUUGAAGAGAAUGCAGAAGGCGCAGCAGGAGCUUUUAUUGCAUUGCUGCAAAGUCAAUAUACAGCAGAGAAAACUAUAUACCUCGAUGAACUAAGAAAAGCAUUGGAAGAUAAAGAGGAGCUGACAGAAGUUGACCUAAAAAAGGCUUUUCAAACUAUCGAUCCAUCGAUAGAUCCACAGACUUUGGCCACAUAUUUAGCUCAAGGUUUCCAAACAACAAAGGAACAACUUGAUCAAGCUACUGCUGUGGAUACUGACACUGUUUUAGAUCGAUUACAAGCAAGUGACAUAAAGAGAGUAGGACCACGGAAGUAGUCAAAAAGUAUAUUUCAAUAUUUGUAAAGAGUUCUGAUAAGUGCCACUUUACAUAUGUUAAUAUUUUUAAAAGUAAACUACAUUAUGGGUGUGUUUGAAUGGAGUCUAAUUUUUAAAAAUUAAAUAACAUAGUACUGUCUUCUUGUUCUUUUUGGAAAUCUACAGCUAAAGUCUAUUUGUAUGGUUAUUAAUAGAAAAGUGCUAAAAUUGAUAUGAACAUCUUUUUAAGUGUAUUAGUACGUACUUUUUAAAAACAUUAAUUCAUGGUAUGUGGGCUUCUCAUGCUGGGCUAGCAUUUAUUCCCCAUCCCUAAUUGCCCAUGUUGUGGUGGUGAACUGCAUUAAUACUCCUACAAUACUGGUCAUACAGUACUUUAAUAAAACUUAUUUUUAAAAGCUUGCAUCUAAAGGAGAUGCUGAAUGAGUUGUUAACACAAGUUUGGUAGUUUCUAUAAUAUAAUGAAUGCAAAUACUGUAAGACAAGCAGCUCCAAUAUUACAAAAAAUUGACUCAUCAGAGACUUCUCUUUUGAGGUUACUAUCAUUUUAUUGAAUCUCAAGACAGCAACUUACACGUCUCUGAGUAUUGCAACUGUCUACUAACUUAUCUAAGUGACCAUUUUUCAUGAAUAAGUCUUGACGGUCAAGAUAAGCAGGUUGCUAAAUUAUGGCAUAAAAAUGUUUGUUGAUGUUUUGACUGACCUCAUUCAUGAUGAUAUUCCCUUUCCCAGUUCAGAAUUUGUACUUCCACUGAAUAAAAUGGGUCAACUCAGCAACAUCAAAAACUGCUGUCUGAUUGAUUUAUAAUACCAUAUACUGUAAUUUUCAAUGCUACAAUGAACAGGUCUCAGAUUUGUCUCAAACUGAAAAAGUAGCACAAAGCCCUUGUUAAAUCUCAAGAGAACAGAACACAAAAACCCUGCUCUGCAAAUGCUCUCUCUCAUUUACAACAAAUUCAAAUCAAUCAGCUAGAUUUCAAAUUUGUAAGGA
Molecule: messenger RNA, 3397 nt
Organism: Chiloscyllium plagiosum (whitespotted bambooshark)
Lineage: Eukaryota; Metazoa; Chordata; Chondrichthyes; Orectolobiformes; Hemiscylliidae
Gene: tsnaxip1
Product: translin-associated factor X interacting protein 1
Cellular component (GO): cytoplasm
Molecular function (GO): calcium ion binding
Source: RefSeq, a predicted model, not a curated record